Messenger RNA from Hydatigera taeniaeformis, 252 nucleotides. NCBI's taxonomy places the organism in Eukaryota, Metazoa, Platyhelminthes, Cestoda, Cyclophyllidea, Taeniidae. The record is from the annotation of a GenBank genome assembly.
AUGCAAGCGGCGGAGGUGGAAGUACGGCAACUAACAAUUGUUACUGUCAAACGGAAGGCGAGUAGAGGUCCAGAUGUUGAGGUGCCUAUCAAAUCCACCUGCCAGGAUAUCGCUUUGAUGGGACUUAAUAGAGCGCAUCCUUUAAAAUGUGAAAUGCGACAUCAUUUGCUGUUUGUAUCUGGGACAGCCUGUCUAAAGACAAUGGAUGUGGAGAGGACCCACUGGAUGGAGGCGCUGGAUAAUGCAAACUGA